This is a messenger RNA of Elephantulus edwardii (Cape elephant shrew), 924 nucleotides long. Its product is annotated as olfactory receptor 1013-like. The record is from RefSeq and is a predicted model, not a curated record. The transcript has a single exon. Gene Ontology annotation, cellular component: membrane. The coding region runs from base 1 to 924 and encodes 307 amino acids. Gene Ontology annotation, biological process: sensory perception of smell; G protein-coupled receptor signaling pathway. Gene Ontology annotation, molecular function: G protein-coupled receptor activity; olfactory receptor activity; odorant binding. Lineage: Eukaryota; Metazoa; Chordata; Mammalia; Macroscelidea; Macroscelididae.
AUGGAGAGAAGCAAUCACAGUGUGACCGAGUUCAUCCUGUUGGGCUUCUCAAGAGACCCUGUGAUGCAGUUGGUCCUGUUCGUGGUGUUCCUUGUUGGGUACUCUCUGACAGUAAUGGGAAAUACCACACUCAUAGUGUUGAUAUUCAAUGACUCAAGACUCCACACUCCCAUGUAUUUUUUCAUUGGCAAUUUGUCAUUCCUAGAUCUCUGGUAUUCCUCUGUCUACACCCCAAAGAUCCUUGUAACCUGUAUCGCUGAGGACAAAAGCAUUUCCUUUGCAGGCUGCCUGGCUCAGUUCUUAUUCUCUGCUGGGCUGGCGUAUAGUGAGUGUUACCUGUUGGCGGCCAUGGCUUAUGAUCGCUAUGCGGCCAUAGCCAAACCUUUGCUUUAUGCUCAGGUCAUGUCAAAAAGACUGUGCUUAUAUUUGAUUAUAUAUUCCUACACUGGAGGCUUUGUAGAUGCAAUAAUACUCACCAGCAACACAUUCACACUGGAUUUUUGUGGUGAUAAUGUCAUUGAUGACUUUUUCUGCGAUGUCCCACCACUGGUGAAGUUGGCGUGUGAUGUGACAGAAAGCUACCAGCAAGUACUGUACUUCCUCUUGGCCUCCAACGUCAUCACCCCCACUGUGCUCAUCCUCGCCUCUUACCUCUUCAUCAUUGCUGCCAUCCUGAGAAUCCGCUCCACCCAGGGCCGCCUCAAAGCCUUCUCCACCUGCUCCUCCCACCUGAUCUCUGUCACCUUAUACUUUGGUUCCUUUCUCUAUAUUUACUCUCGACCAAGUUCCAGCUAUUCCCUUGAAAGGGACAAAAUAAUUUCUACAUUUUAUACUGUGCUCUUCCCCAUGUUGAAUCCCAUGAUCUAUAGUCUGAGGAACAAAGAUGUGAAAGAAGCUCUGAAAAAACUCCUCAAGUUAACAUAA